Messenger RNA from Zasmidium cellare ATCC 36951, 2592 nucleotides. RefSeq lists its product as uncharacterized. The transcript has 2 exons. The record is from RefSeq and is a predicted model, not a curated record. Bases 1 to 2592 code for a protein of 863 amino acids. Gene Ontology annotation, molecular function: cysteine-type deubiquitinase activity; cysteine-type endopeptidase activity. Gene Ontology annotation, cellular component: nucleus; cytosol. Gene Ontology annotation, biological process: protein deubiquitination. Lineage: Eukaryota; Fungi; Ascomycota; Dothideomycetes; Mycosphaerellales; Mycosphaerellaceae.
AUGAGCGGCGUUCACCGGUUCUUGAGUCGUCGAGACAAGAAGAACCCGCGACACUCGUCCCCGGGCAAACACCGCCCCGACCACUUCGGCGGCGUCUUCGCGAUCGAAGAUGGACCCAAUGUCAAACCAGACAAAGAUGAGGAGCGCAAGAUCCAGGGCAUAUUGGAGCGAUUGCGAGCGUAUGGAAUCGAUACCAUGGUCGAAGCCAACGCCCGCUAUGCUCUGCGUCUCACUUCAUCGCAAGGCGACGGCGAGGCGGCGUUCAGGCUGUUGAUGCUCUUGCAAGAGACGUACGAAGGCAUUGUCAAGUCAUACAGUCCCAACACGAAGCUCCUCGGCGCCGUCAAUAGGGAGUCUGUAACAUGCUAUCUCGAUGCCCUGCUGUUCGCCAUGUUCGCAAGGCUUGAUAGCUUCGAGGCCAUGCUUUACGACAGCUUCGAAGAUGUACCCCGGAAGAAGCUUGCAGGGUUGCUGAGACUGUGGGUCAACAUGCUGCGGAGUGGCAGGUUGAUUACGGUGGACAUCACGCGACACUUGCAGGAGGCGCUCGCAGCUUGUGGUUGGGACGAUGCGGUUAAGCUCCAGCAACAGGACCCAUCCGAAGCCUUCACCUUCAUUACCGGAAAAUUGGAGCUUCCUCUACUGACUUUGAAGAUGGAUCUCUACCACACGGGCAAGGAGGAUCCCCAAGAUGAUCACAAGUUCGUCAACGAGCGUUUGCUCGAAGUCGCCAUUGCCGAGCAGCCGUCUGACGGCAGCAAUGUCAUCACACUGGAAGACUGCCUCGAGCACUACUUCAACAAUCGAAUAGAGGUCAAGAGGCAUCUGGAAAACCAGCGGCGCAAUACGCUCAAGUCAGCCAAUCUGAAUGUGCUCGAGAAUCCCACUAAGAUUGAGAAAGAAACUGGCAUCCACGUUGAAGUGGCAGAGAUGACUGAUCCCGACACGCCCAUCGUACAAACACCUGUUUCGGACACGCCCGCAACUCCAUCGCAAAGCAAGGACCCUUUGGAGCGCAUAAGACCAACGAGCGGCCGAAAGCGAGGAGACAGCAUCUUCAGCCAAAGAAAAGUCGAGCUCAUUGAAGGAAGGGACCCUGAGAAAUGGAAGCCGGAUGGCCCAAAUGCUCCUCCAGGGUCAGACCUCCCGACCAAAGAGCGUAAGCUCAGCACAAGGACGGAGGUUCUCAUGCCGGCGUGGCAAUUCUUCAAGUUGUUGCCAUGGUACACAGAUCACAUGCCCACGUCGGAUGCACAGGUUGCGGCGCACUUCUCCAAGAAGAGGCCGGUGUUGGGCAUCUGCUUGAAACGCUAUUCUUACACCAAUACAGGACAGGCGCAGAGGCUGAACACGUACAUCGACAUACCGUUGGAGAUUGCGGUACCCAACUUCGUCAGCGAUGAGCACAUGCAGGAUGAGGGUCCAUUGGUGGGGAACUUCAGGCUAUUGUUGCAAUCAGUGGUGUGCCACCGAGGAGUGUCGGUGCACUCUGGUCAUUACGUCUGUCUUUCCCGCGGGUCAGCACUGAAUGCGACAGACAGUCGACGCGGAAGUGAUGAUAGCGACGAGAUCGAGGAUCCUUGGAUGCGUUUUGACGACUUGGCCAAGGACCGUAUCACGUACGUGGAUAUUCGCGAAGCCUUGAAGCAGGAGACCCCGUACUUGCUCUUUUAUCAAGUCCAACCCAUCGGCGAUGAUGGGCAUUCGAUACACGAUUUGCCAUCGUAUGCGGAAGCAACGAGUAGGGCUCAAAGUGAUGUCAAUCCAUCCGAGAAGCCGUACCUUAACGAACCGCCUGGCAGCGAGAACGCAUUGGAGCAGGUGCCCAGCUCUACGGCACCCUCGACGAACGGUGGAAUCGGAUCCGAGACGGCAGAUUGGGCACCAAGACAUGUGUCGGCAUCGGCAAGAACCAGUCUGGACGUUGCGAGAGCACUAGAUGGGCCGCGAGGGCGAUCGUCAUUCCAAGGAGACGAGCGAAGACGAAGCCUCGCUUUCGAUAACUCGAGCGUGGCUGGCAGCGUGAGUGGCGGGAGCUUGCGUACCGAUGCGACUGUGUCGAUUCCUUCGACGCCAAAUGAAGAGAAGCCGGACGAGAAAGCGACCGGAUUCCUUGCUGUUGCCAACAAGCUUUCCAACUCAUCCCGUCGGGGUAGUCGUCAGUCCAAAGGCUCUACCAGCAAGAGUCGGCCUCCUAGUACUGGCCCAGACAGCGGCUCUACUCGGUUCAGCUUGAAUAUGAGCAAGUUGACGCAGAAGAUGAGCCGAGGCGAGAGUCAGGCGCCAUCAGCUCCCGCCGUACAAUCUACGGAUCCAUCUGGAGCUACUCUCACGGUAACAGAAAUUCCUCCUGCGGACAAUGAGUCGUCCGCACGCACCGAAUCUCGACCUGCCAGUCGAAAGCCGUCUCUCAGCCAUCCAUUGCCGGCAUCGCUUGAGCCUUCGACUAGAGAGAACAGAGAAAGCGUUGACACCGCUCGACCUUCUAAAGAAGAGUAUGCGCCUUUGACCAAGAAGGAGAAGGAGGCGGUAAAACGGGCGAAAAAGAAAGCUCGCAAGGGCGAGGACGAUCGCGAGUGUGUGGUUAUGUGA